Messenger RNA from Stylophora pistillata, 731 nucleotides. RefSeq names its product cytochrome c oxidase subunit 5A, mitochondrial. Lineage: Eukaryota; Metazoa; Cnidaria; Anthozoa; Scleractinia; Pocilloporidae. Gene Ontology annotation, biological process: mitochondrial electron transport, cytochrome c to oxygen. The record is from RefSeq and is a predicted model, not a curated record. Gene Ontology annotation, cellular component: mitochondrial inner membrane; respiratory chain complex IV.
UAUCCUAUCGCCAUUUUGGAUUUUACUUGAGUAGCGACAUUAUUCCGCAAGAUGCUUCGUUGUGUUGCCCGCCGGUUUAUGUCUCCCUCCAUAAGAGGCGCUACCUCGAUGCUGGGUGUUACGUCCCGAAAGAUGAGCAGCAAACCCAAAGAAUCAGAUGAGGCAUUUGACAACCGAUGGCACGCUUAUUUUUCAAGACCAGACCUUGAUGCUUGGGAGUUGCGUAAAGGACUGAAUGAGAUCUAUGGACAUGACUUGGUUCCAGAACCCAGGAUCAUUAUUGCAAUGCUUCAUGCCUGCCGUCGUCUUAAUGACUUUCCCAUGACUGUCAGGAUUUUAGAAGCCGUUAAUGACAAGGGUGCAGGAAACAGUGAAAUAUAUAACUACAUUCUGAGUGAAAUCAAGCCUACCAUGGAAGAACUGGGACUUUCCACCCCGGAAGAGCUUGGCUUGGUUAAAUGAUGCCAAUUACAAGAUCUUGUGGUUCAAGUGGUGCCAGAUACAUGUCUCGGCUUUGAUGAGAAGGUUUUGGACUGGAUUACCUCAUAUUAUUGUGUUAUAAAAUUUUGACAUGACAUUAAACUUGGCUAUGUAAUUUUAACAUUUUUGCAUCACUUAAUGGCUCAAAACUUUUUUUCUUAAAUAGGGUGUGAUGUAAACUGCUACAUAUAGUGUAUGUAGAUCAAAUGUCCAAUUGAACAACGUGCUCAUUAAAGUGAUUGUGAAAGAUA